This is a messenger RNA of Paramecium tetraurelia, 760 nucleotides long. RefSeq lists its product as uncharacterized. The record is from RefSeq and is a predicted model, not a curated record. NCBI's taxonomy places the organism in Eukaryota, Ciliophora, Oligohymenophorea, Peniculida, Parameciidae. The transcript is spliced from 3 exons.
AUGUACAUCAAUUAACCCAAUCCUUAUUACUUCUUUGUUCCUUACUAUAUUCCAUACCAAUUCAAUUCUUCAGUUUUAUAAGAAAUCCCCAAGACUGAACUCCAUUCUGAGAGUGAAAAAGAGCAGACUAAACCACUCAAAGAUGAAUAUCAUACUAACGCUAGUGGAAUUGUAAGAGGAAAAGGCUAAUUAUGGACUUAAAAGGAAAUAAAUAAUCUCGUCUCUUACUAUAAAAAGUACAAAGGCAACUGGAAAUAAAUCAUCAAACAUCUCAAAGGAAGAAAUAUCUCGUAAUGUUCUCAAAAAUACCGAAAGCUCUAAGAUUAAGAGAAAAGAACAAAAAAGAAAUGGUCUUUAGCCGAAGAUCAAAUCUUGAUAGAGGCGUAUAAAGAAUUUGGAAGAUAAUGGAUAAAAAUAAGUGAAAGAUUGCCAAGCCGAACUUCAAAAUAGGUGCGUGAUAGAUACGUGAAUUAAAUAGACCCAUCAAUAACACAUGAGGAAUGGUCAAAAGAGGAGGAUAGAAUUAUUUUAGAAGAAUAUAAUAAAGGCGGGGCAAGAUGGGCUGUCAUUGCUAAAAUGCUUAAAAAUAGAUCGGAAAACCAAGUAAAAAAUCGUUUUUAUUACACUAUUCUAAAAAAAUAUUAAGGUGAACAACACCCAUACUUAAAAGUAUAAGAAUGAAGUUUUAAAGUUGAUUAUUAAGUUUGAUUAUUUAAUUUCUAAAAAUAUAUAAAUAUUCAUUUUUUUGCCAAAACUCAAA